AUGUCGGUCAAAGCUAUUCAAAGAGAAAUCAUGACGUAUGGGCCUGUUGUUGCCAAUAUCAUCGUUUAUGAAGACCUCAUAUACUAUAAAAAAGGAAUUUACAAGCACACAGCAGGCGCAGAAACGGGUGGCCAUGCUAUAAAGAUAAUUGGUUGGGGCACCGAAAAUGGUGUGCCCUAUUGGCUCAUUGCUAAUUCGAUGAACUACGACUGGGGAGAGAACGGUUACUUCCGCAUGAUACGUGGAAUUAACGACUGUGAUAUUGAAAAAUACGUAGUCGCCGGACAUGUCUAA
Molecule: messenger RNA, 294 nt
Organism: Haemonchus placei
Lineage: Eukaryota; Metazoa; Nematoda; Chromadorea; Rhabditida; Trichostrongylidae
Source: the annotation of a GenBank genome assembly